This is a messenger RNA of Dryobates pubescens (Downy woodpecker), 1528 nucleotides long. It is a transcript of the gene BRS3, whose product is annotated as bombesin receptor subtype 3. Gene Ontology annotation, cellular component: membrane. NCBI's taxonomy places the organism in Eukaryota, Metazoa, Chordata, Aves, Piciformes, Picidae. Gene Ontology annotation, biological process: bombesin receptor signaling pathway. The transcript is spliced from 3 exons. Bases 130 to 1395 code for a protein of 421 amino acids. Gene Ontology annotation, molecular function: bombesin receptor activity. The record is from RefSeq and is a predicted model, not a curated record.
UCAGAAGAAGAUCUGUGUGCAUUUCUUCCAGGCAUGUUUUGAGACCCAAGAGGGGAUAACAGUAGCUCAUGUGCAACGGGAAUCUGAAUUUCAGGCACAAGCCUUCACCUUUCUCAUGCCCUCACUACUAUGCUGCAAGCCAAAUCACAAGCCAUUGUUUUGAGCAGUUUAAGUCCAGCCUGGGGAGGAGAAAGAGUUAAAGAAAUGCCUCAAGUAUCCUUGCACUCAGCUAAUGAGACUUUGUGUGCAACUGCAAACGCUACAGACCUGACAUCAGUCCCUGAGAACGAAACCUCGAGCGAGACAUGGACCGAAGACUCCUUCCCAGGAUUAGAGAUCCUGUGCACCAUUUACAUCACCUAUGCUGUGAUCAUUGCAGUGGGGCUCCUUGGAAAUGCUAUCCUCAUCAUGGUCUUUUUCAAGAUCAAAUCCAUGCAGACAGUUCCCAACAUCUUCAUCACCAGCCUGGCAUUUGGAGACCUGCUGCUGCUGGUGACUUGUGUGCCUGUCGAUGCAACACGCUACAUCGUGGAUACGUGGCUCUUCGGAAGGAUUGGGUGCAAGCUGCUCUCUUUCAUCCAGUUAACCUCAGUUGGAGUCUCAGUGUUCACCCUGACUGUUCUCAGUGCUGACAGGUACAGAGCCAUCGUUAAGCCCUUGGAACUGCAGACUUCUGAUGCUCUGCUGAAGACCUGCUGUAAAGCUGGCUGUGUUUGGAUUGUCUCCAUGAUACUGGCUAUCCCAGAGGCUGUUUUCUCAGAUCUCUACUCCUUCAGCAACCCUGACAAAAAUGUAACUUUUGAGGCGUGCGCUCCCUAUCCUGUCUCUGAGAAGAUCCUGCAGGAAGCUCACUCCCUGGUUUGCUUCUUGGUGUUCUAUGUUGUACCCUUAGCUGUCAUUUCUGUCUACUAUUUUCUUAUUGCCAGAACUUUGUACAAGAGUACUGCCAACAUGCCAGCAGAAGAACAUGGUCAUGCUCGUAAGCAGAUCGAAUCCCGCAAGAGAGUUGCAAAAACAGUGCUGGUGCUUGUUGCUUUGUUUGCCCUCUGCUGGCUGCCGAACCACAUCCUCUACCUGUACCGCUCCUUCACCUACCACGCCUCUGUAGACGCUUCCACCUUCCACCUGAUAGCCACCAUCUUCUCCCGUGCCUUGGCCUUCAGCAACUCCUGCGUCAAUCCUUUCGCUCUGUACUGGCUGAGCAAAAGCUUCAGGCAGCAUUUCAAGAAGCAGGUCUCGUGCUGCACGGCAAUGCUCCGCUCCAAGCCUCCCGGUGCUCCCCGCAGCGGCACCCCCACCAGAGCCCUCUCGGUCACCGGCAGCACCCACGGCUCAGAAAUCAGCGUCACUCUGCUGACAGAUUACAGCAUCACAAAAGAAGAGGAAAGUGUUUAAAUCCAGCUGCGAGGAGGGAGAGAAAAAGCGAGCCUCUGCGAUCGUGUGGCUGCUGCUGGGAUCCUGGGAAGAGGAGCCGCGCCUCACCCCGGCUCUGGAAGGUUCUUCCUCAGGAGGUCCCUCGUUAUUUCAA